ACGUUGAGACCCACAAUUAAUGCCCAAGAAGCUUAACCGAGAGUAACUAGCCUUGGUCCUGAAACGGGUAGGGCUCUGCAGAGAGAAAAACUGAAGCGGAGGGAUGCGUACUCUGGAUAGCUCCGCCGCUCCUUCAGUUCAGAAAUGCGCCUCAGUCUCAUAAUGCUGAACCGGAUAACCUAAAGUUUGAUUUUCUACUCACUAACAGUCGACGAUCGACAAGAAAAUGCUGCCAAACAACUCCUUUAAGCAUCUGGGAUUUGAGGACGGAUUUUAUCUUUUGAAUUCAUCUGGAAACGAAACACACAGCGAUUCUCACGGCAGCGCAAUCCUCAUCUCCUUCAUUUACACCGUAGUAUGUUUGGUCGGUCUGUGUGGAAACUCCAUGGUAAUUUAUGUGAUUUUCAGGUAUGCAAAAAUGAAGACGGCUACUAACAUUUAUAUUUUGAACUUGGCAAUAGCGGAUGAGUUACUCAUGCUGAGUGUGCCCUUUUUGGUGACUUCUUCGCUUCUUCAUCACUGGCCGUUUGGUUCGCUUUUGUGCCGCCUUGUCCUAAGUGUUGAUGCUAUAAAUAUGUUUACUAGUAUCUAUUGCCUUACUGUGCUCAGCAUAGACCGUUACAUUGCUGUCGUGCAUCCCAUCAAAGCUGCCAGAUACCGAAGACCCACGAUUGCAAAGAUGGUAAACUUGGGGGUAUGGGUCUUCUCUAUUUUAGUCAUUUUGCCCAUUAUAAUAUUUUCCACUACAGCGCCAAAUUCGGACGGCUCUGUUGCCUGUAAUAUGCAGAUGCCGGAGCCGGAGCGCCAGUGGAUGGCCGUGUUUGUAAUCUACGCCUUUCUGAUGGGGUUCCUAUUCCCCGUCAUUGCGAUCUGCAUGUGCUACAUUCUCAUUAUCGUGAAGUUGAGAGUUGUUGCCUUGAAGGCGGGCUGGCAGCAGCGCAAGAAGUCCGAGAGAAAAAUCACACUGAUGGUGAUGAUGGUAGUGACCGUGUUUGUGAUAUGUUGGAUGCCUUUUCACAUCGUUCAGCUCGUUAACGUUUUCGUGGAGCAACACAACGCAACUAUCAGCCAACUUGCUGUCAUUUUAGGAUACGCGAACAGCUGUGCUAAUCCCAUACUUUACGGAUUUCUUUCGGACAAUUUCAAACGUUCGUUUCAAAGGAUUUUGUGCCUCCGCUGGAUGGAGAAUGCGACAGAGGAACCAAUUGAUUACUAUGCCACAGCUCUAAAAAGUCGUGCAUACAGCGUGGAUGAAUUUCAACCGGAUAAUAUGGAGUCGGACAGCACGUAUAGGAAUGGCACUUGCACAUCAAGGACCACAACACUAUAGCACACGUCUUCAAAUUAGUCUAUAUGAUGUUGAGAACAAAUCCAUCAAUGUGACCAUCAAGUGUUUUUAUUUAUUAUUAUUAUUGCUAUUGCAGUAUUCGUUUGUUUCACCCCUGCUGUUGACUGUCUAUAUUGUCGUAAUUAAAUUUUGCUUUCUUCAAA
Molecule: messenger RNA, 1491 nt
Organism: Anguilla anguilla (European eel)
Lineage: Eukaryota; Metazoa; Chordata; Actinopteri; Anguilliformes; Anguillidae
Gene: sstr1a
Product: somatostatin receptor 1a
Exons: 1
Coding region: 227-1330 (367 amino acids)
Biological process (GO): neuropeptide signaling pathway; cellular response to estradiol stimulus
Cellular component (GO): neuron projection; membrane
Molecular function (GO): somatostatin receptor activity; neuropeptide binding
Source: RefSeq, a predicted model, not a curated record